Messenger RNA from Cladophialophora bantiana CBS 173.52, 471 nucleotides. RefSeq lists its product as uncharacterized. The transcript has 2 exons. The record is from RefSeq and is a predicted model, not a curated record. Lineage: Eukaryota; Fungi; Ascomycota; Eurotiomycetes; Chaetothyriales; Herpotrichiellaceae. The coding region runs from base 1 to 471 and encodes 156 amino acids.
AUGGGCACAGCAGGCAUGGAUGGAUUCACGAUUGGGGACGUGGUUGAAAUUGCCUGGAGAAGUCAUGUUUGUGGCGCCUGUGACGCGUUAUAUGUCUCCUUUCCAACUUCCCCGCUGAUCCCAAUUCCUGCCAAAAUCGCAUUGCCUAGUGUCUGUCCCAUCCUCUGCGCUGGCGUCACCGUCCAUACCUCGCUGCGGCUGAUGAAACCACAGCCGUCGAAGUGGUGCGUUAUAGUCGGUGCUGCCAGUGGUCUGGGUCACCUAGGCAUCAAGUAUGCCGAGGCCAUGGAUUUGAAGGUGCUGGCGAUUGGCGGAAACGGGGCUGAAAAAGAAACAUUCUGCAAAAAGAUGGGCGCUGAUGAUUUUGUCGACUUCGGUCGAGAAGACUUGGUGGAGACCGUGGUCGCUCAGACAGACGGUGGUGCAGACUAUAUUCUGGUUCUGAGUCCUCAUCAGUCAUCUUAUGAGUAA